UCCCUUUCCAACGUAUUCGCUACCAGUUCUCCGAAGAAUGAAAUGGUCUUCCUCUGUGUUCGUAUCCAACCUAACCAGUCUCCUACAAUGGAAGCGAUCGUAAAUGCAGAUUUCGGUUCAAAAAAAACUAGCAACGGAGUUAAUUACAAAAGCCGUCAGUGGACUCAAGUAAUCAUCGGACAAAAUCAAAACUACUACGGAACUAUUAGAAACAACACCCCAUUCUAUGGAAGGAUUUCGAACUUAAACAUCUGGUUUAAUCUCACUGAUCACGAUAUUACAAAUUGGUUCAACGGAGGUCGGAAAAAUACCGAACCUAGCAUCCUUAAAUGGCCACAACUUGGUUCUUCCGAGAGAUUUGGAGACGUUCAUUUUGUAAAGGUCACUUCUGCUGAGAGACGUAAGUUUAAUGGACUUGAUACCCUGCCUUAUUAUCUAACUGCACUAAGUAGAUUGCGAAUAACGCGCGAAUCGAGUACAAAUAUCCUGCGAUAUUGUACAGUUGGUUAUUUUGUAUAGAAAAAACCUGUUUAAUCGGUCUACUGCGCGCGCUCCGCUUCUCUAUCUGCCUCGCUUUUCCUACUCUUAAAGAAAUGCGCAUGAAAUAAAGCAGUUGGAUCAUAAAUAUCUUAUCAGAUUAGACUCAUUGUUUGUAGUUUGACACGCUCUCCGAGCUCGUCAAGAUACGGCACAACUCAUAAAUAUACUCAGUGAUACUAUAUACCAAAAUGUUUAAUAUGAUAUAUUUAUAGUGCUUAAUGCAAAGUUAAAUUUAUCUAGAAAAAGUGGGUGGGAAGAAAUGGAGAGUAGGAAAGUGCUCAAGGACAUCCGACUUUGUGUCGUUAACCAAUAACCCGAGGACAAGCUAUAUUUGAAGCACAAAGCAAAGGAAACUGCUCAUCAGCCAUUAGAGAGGAUUUGGAGGUCUGUCAAGGCUUGAAGGAGAGGGGAGGGUUUUGGAGCCCUCUGACGCUCCCCAAUAGAUUCGCCCACGUCAACACUUUAACGAAGGCUACUAACCUAGUAAAAGCUGUGUUUUUAAUUAUUACACUAAGUCGAACUGUCGGGUGUAUACGUUAGUUAUGGUGAAUGAUUCUUUAUUUUUUUGUUUAGAGUGGCGUGACGUUUCAGAUGGUGAGGUGAAUGUACUAACAACAAAUGAUGUUUCGGCGACGAAAUCUUUUGAAAGGGGAUCUGGAGUAGUUAUCGAAGUUGAGCGUCAGUCACCAGUCUCUUGUAGCAAUGCAAUUGAUUCGGUCACAGUUGACGGCGUGUUGAUAUCUGUAAAUGGAAGCUGGAAACGAAUCAAAUAUAAGCAGACGUUCAUGGGAACUCAGAAAUGCUUUGCAAUUUUUGGGAGCGUUCCUAACUGGUGAGAUACUUACUUCAUCUCUCAUAUUUCUCUUGUAAGUAUCGUCCAUCUGGAAAGUCGCGGAAAGGGGAGGGUGGGGAUACUUUGGUAUUCAUUAAUUCUAAACCUUGAGAAAGACUUUGAAAGGUCAGUGCGCCAACUUUCUUUCUAUCUAAGGAACUCGCUGUGCAUGGAAUUGUUUGGCGAAUUCAAUUUUCCAUUCCCCAACCCCUCCUCGAACUAUUUUUUCUUAUAUUGAGUGAGGAAACAUCUGUGUAUUUCACGAACUUCCGAAUUUCAGUUUUGGAAAAUCACUGGGUUUUCUGGCUGUCAACGUCGUUUAUUUGGAACGGCUUCAACUCACGUGUUUUAAAGCCCUGAGAAAAAGCAAUUACAACAUUAUCUGGAGAAAAGCAAAAAUAACGUGCCAUAGAGGACUCAGUUUACGUUUUGGUGUCAAACGCGGGAAAACAAGGGCAUAUCAGGCUGUAUCGUUACUUAAACAAAGCAGUGACUUUUUUAUUUUAGCCAAAGAAACUUUUUGCCCAAGUAACAAUCCUUGGUUAAUUAUUUCAUCACUACAGGGUCUCUGGUAUAUUCAAUCCCGGUGUUUUGAAAUUCGACCUUAAUUUGGAUGAACUUUGGAAAGAAGAAUAUCUUGGCCCAAAUGGUAAUAAACGCAUCUAAUAAACCUUGUAAGGGAUUUAAAGUUAACUGGUAAUGUUGCUCAAGGAAGUGUGCCUCAUGGGCCUGAAAUAGUUUGCUUUAGUAAGUUUUUUCCCUAAAUUCUCAGAUUUAAAUUAUGAAACUGUUCAAAAAUGACGAUGGAACUUCACCGUGUGAUAUUUAAUAUGAAACUAUUUAAAGCACUCUCUCCUCACCUCUAUAAGGAAAGGAAUACAGCAGAGUUAAGGCAUUGAUAAAUUUAUAAAUUUAAGGGUUGUUUGCAUUUGGCGACUCUUGUGUCCGCACCACACUCGACGUUACCUUUGCUCCAAAGUCUCACCGUUGCAUCAAUUUGUUUUGGACAAAAAUAGAUCAUUGUGGUGUGAUCUGUAAGACUGUGCUGAUAUACACAGGAAAAACAUCUGUGUAGAAUUCAGAUAUUGAUGACAACAAUAAGCAUUCUGAUGAUUAUACACUGUAAUACUACAUUAGAUUUGUCUCCCUGUUCUUUUCAAGGUAAUCAUUUCGAUGGCGUGAAUGCUUUGUGUGGUGAUGAACACUUUUGGAUGGUAAAUCAACCAAAUACUCCGGUAGCCGGAGUCAGUCUGAGACGAAAGAGCGGUGGGGCGAUUGCCGGGAUAUCCACCUUUGGCAAGUGUGGAAUGUUCAAGUUCAAGAUUUCUGAUAUUCGUGUUCUGGAAUAAAAAUUCUGUAUCGAGUCCUGGCUAAUCCAAGUUGUUAUUGGCGACACAAGUUGCGGUCCUCUCCCAGCUGAUGCUUGUGAUGUCAUGACAGAAUGUCACGUGGCACCCCAAACAAAGGCUUCGAAGGAGAAUAAACACGUAAUUGCCUUUAGCGCCUUUGACUGGCUAGGACUUGAGCCUGCGAUUAAUUGAUAAGUUUGUGUAGUUAAAUCAACUUUUAAGCGCAACAGCACUAUGACAGUAAACUGCAUGAGAGGCAGAGCUGGAUAUUACUUUACGUUGAAAUAAUUAGAGCGUUCGCUAUUUUAUAGACUCUGAUAGUCGAAUGAACACAAACUGUUGAGGGAAGACGAUCAAGAUCUCACAUUUAGCUUGUUUUCACUCGUUCUAAGGCCGUUUUUUUCACAUCUAAUUAUAAGAAUUAACUCAACAAACAGCCUGUGGCUAAAAGUAGUCAUGUUCUCACUUCACUUUAGAGCCGAAAAGUUGCUGGGUGUUGUACUACCGUUGUAAUACUUUGAACAAGGUUUGUGGUAUGUAACGUUAAAAGUUUUUAGUUCAUUCAUUCCAAAAAAUUUUGUUUAAACUCGUGUUGAAAUUAUACUAGGGGAGGAGGUACUGGGAACUAGUUUAGCCUUCGCACUUGUUAUAGGUAACUUGUCUGUGGAUUUUUUACUAAAGAAAAUGCUGAAAUAAAAUUACUUCGCACCGAAAACCCACUUAGUUGUCGUAUGGUCAGAAGUUUUCAAAUGUUGGUUCGCCACCUGGUGAGUCAGUAUGAACUGUUAGUGUGACUCUUAGGGUGCAGAGUAUUCUAAGGAAUGAAGUUACUUAUGCGUUAAAAAGCAGACAGAAGAUAAUCAGAAAACAAACAUAAGUGAAUCAGAAGACUUGUUAUCAUUGUUUGGAACGAAAGGCACUGGUGCCAGGUUUUUUAAUAUAUCACUCGAAGUACAAGUACUAGGUGCUAACGCCAUCUUGAAUGCUGCUUGUUUCCACAAUAUAUUCUAUUCGUGAUUAUAGUUUUAAUUCCUUGGUAACUGCUUGAGAAUGUGGUGUGAGAUUUUGCCAGACCAGUCACAUAGAAACUCAAAAUAGAAAAAUACCGGAUUACAGAUUACUCUCGACACUCAAAAGAAAAAUUCUCCACUGAGCUAGAAUCCGUUGGAAACUAAGUGCAUUGAACCGCUUCGGGGAGUUGUUUCGCUCGCUUAUUCGCUUAUCCGCUAAUUUGAUUGAACCGAGACCAAUACAAGGCUUAAACAUGUUUUGAAGCUGCUUUGUUAAAAAAGAUCGAAAAUUUUUUUCUACAUAGAAGCUACUUAAACCGAUGUUUGUCGACUUCAGUUGUUGCACAUAAAAAAAAAAUUAAGUUAUGGAAAAUAGAGCUCUUCAAUUCUCUGUUUAUGAUUUUCAUUUAGUAAAACCCGGUUUAACCAAGCAUAGUUUGCUGGUGUGAAUGAGGUACAAGAGAGUCACGAAUAGGGAAAUAUUCCUUCUUUAUGUUUUUCGAGGAAAACGAAACAGUUUACACACAUACACAGGGAACAGCAAGGACGAAAAUGACAAAUAUUUCAUUCUUCUUCCUGAGCUAGCUUUGCGAUGGGAAAAUUUUCCUCGCCAGUAGACAUAAUAUAUAACAAAGGAAAAUAAACAUUAUAAAGCGAAUGAAGUUGUUUUAAUUGAAAUAUCUGGACUCUCAGGGUGCAAGAGUGGAUGGUCGAAUGGGAUUCCCCGCUUCACCGGUCUAGGUGCUCUUGUAGCGAGGUAUUUUAUGAGGUCGCCCUUGUUACACAAUGCAAGAACACCUGUUCGAGAUCAAUGAAAUAUACAUUUUUAUUUCGAUUAAAACAUCAGACCAAUUCGUCCAGUUGCAGAUAUAUAGAGGUUAUAUGUUAUCAACUAUAAUUAAUUUAGUUAGAUUCUGCCAGAUCAGUGACAUAGCAAAUGAAAAUAGAAAAUUACCAUUCCAGAUUACUCUCGACAUUCAAAUGAAAAUUUCUUCGCUGAGCUAGAAUCCGCUGGAAAUUAAGCGCAUUGAGCCGCUUUCGGGGUGUUUUUUCGCGCGCUUAUUCGAUUAUUCGAUUGAAAUGAGACCGAGAGAGUCACGGAUAAGAAAAUACUCUUUUUUUAUGUUUUUCGAUGAAAACGAAACAGUUUAUACGCAACGUUUAGUUUUGUUUACUCGAGUUUCUUCAGUGGCUAUCACACGCACAAGGAACAGCAAAGAACAUAAAGGGGAAAGAAUGGACGAAAAGAGGUCUUAAUUGAUAUUUUAUUGUUCUUCUUGAGCUGGCUUUGCAAUAGGAAAUUUUCCUCGCUGGUAGAGUUAUUUGAUGACAGGGGAAAAUAAACACAAUUAAGCGAAAAAAAGUGUUUUAAUUGAAACCUCAGGGGACCUUUAGGGUGCUUCACUGGUCUAGGUGCUCUUGUAGCGAGGUAUGUUAUCAGGUCGUCCUUGUCAUGCAAUGUAAGAACACCUGUUCGGCAUUAAGGGAACAAUGAAAUAUAUAACUAAUUCGAUUAAAACAUCAGAGUAAUUCGUUCAGUUUUAGAUAAAUAAAGGUGAUAUUUUACCGAAUACUAUGUAGUAAGAUAUUGCUUUCGAUUUGGGAAAUCUAUAGCCUUCAAAUAGAGCCGCUGUAGUUAAGGGUAACUGUGAAGGACAACAUACGUAAUAAUUUGAAAGAUAGAGCUUUUUGUUCGCUACAGCAAGUUUUAAUUUCAUUAGGCACUCUCUGUCUUCAAAUGAAAAUAAAAAGGUUCUGGGAAUUUUAAAACAAUCAACGAGGUGGGAUGUUGAAAAUGUUAUUCUGCGGAGUGAAGCUUGUUUAGAAAACAGAAGUACUCUCUGAUAGCUUUGGGGGUUAUACGAGGGUUUCGAGUGCUUUCUGUAAGUCUCAACAACACGAAUACUUUAGGAGCAGCUUCGCCUCAUUGGUUACACAGGAAAUUACCUCAUAAAUAUACUUCUUAUUUCCUUGCAGAACCUGUAGGGAAUGUUCAUCUAACAUUAGUGUUUACUUUUAAACACCUGCCUUCUAUUGUUAAUAAUUUCUAGACUGCUAUUUAUGCAGGAGAUAGAUGGUAUAGAGAUGAAACACUUUCCGGCUAUUCAAAGAAAUGAGAAUGCAGUUAAUAUUCUAGUGGUUUAAAGUAAGGAAAUAGAUACCAAAAGCCGACUGGGGUGAAAUUUAAACCAGAGAAAAAACAAUCCGUUUUUCCAUCUGUUUGCUAGGAAGCUAUAACUGCAAUCAGUCGGCUAAAGAUACAACGAAAGACCCUUAGAUUGAAGCUACACGUAGAAUUAAAAUAGCUAAUAGCUAAAUAAGCUAUGAAGGACUGAAUACAGUUUUCUGACAUCUUGGAAGGUGAGGAACAUUUUGGGUUAUAAUUUCACUACAAAUUUGCUAAGGAUUAGCGACAAGAAUCACAAUUCUGUUAUGUUUGAUAAAUUAGACUUAAGAGAAAUUUCCUUUAUUUGAAUAGGAUUUUCAGAAUGUGGCCGUUGUCCUAAAUAUAAAGGGUCGAUCAAUGUUUUUGGCCAGAAAUGUUAUUUUUUUACUGUUAUGUAAAAAGAUUUUCAACUUCGGUUGCUAUCCGUGUCCAUUCUCUUUUGAUACUUUAUUGCCAGAUUUCGUCAUGAAAGACCAAAAAAACACUUCCAUACAUACACGUAGCAUAUUACUCGAGAUCUUUUCGUUCUUUAUCAGUUUGUUGAGCGCUAAAUAAACGGGCACAUCUUCCUAACUUCGUCUUUUUUCCUGCCCAGAAUUGACCCGCGAACUGAUCUGACACAAAUUUCAAUUAGUUUCCUCUCCACUUUCGUCUAAAAAGAGAAAGAGAAUUUAUCAGACAAUGGUGACCAAUUUACUUGAAAUCUAUCGACUGUAUACAGGUCAACAUAAGGCUAAUGCUAGUGAUAUCGAAGCUUAAAACACGUUAAUGAAAGCAAGUACUCUACUUCUUGGUUUAUAAUUACUUGUGUGAUCGGAUGGAAUUGAUAAAUACUCUCGCAGCAUUAUUCUUGAUUGAAAAGAAACCAGAAGUUGGAAGCAUCUUUCUCUUGAUGUAUAAUUUAUUACCGAAUAUUCUUGAUGAAUAUCUGACGGUGCGAAAGAACAGCUGUCCUUUUAAUCUCUUUCUCUCUCGUGAACGCAUGACUUUCGCUCGUUUGCGCGAGACCUUCUGCUCGUGUGCGCGGUAUCUUUCGCUCGAGUGCUCGUGACUUUCUGCUCGGGUACGCAUGACUGUUUGAUCGUAUACGCGUUACUUUUCGCUAGUGCGUGCAUAGGUUUUUGCUCGCGUGCACGAUAAUUUCCUCUGGUUUUGCAACUAAUUCAUUCCCACUAUGAGCUCAACUAAGAUACGUUUAAUUUAAAAACACAGGUAACAUGACUUGGACAUAUUGUAUUUUACAUCUUUUGGCAUCUUUUACCGCCCUCGUUAUGGCUGGUGCUCAAUGCCGGACAGAAAUCAGUAUUCCUGGUAUGGCUCUUGAUGGUUUUGUCUUCAAAAUAAUGUCAGCAACAGCCCCACAUCAGUGUGAAGUUCAUUGCGAAAGAGAAAUCACUUGUCAAAGCUAUAACUACGUCGUAGGAGAGAGAAUUUGCGAAUUGAAUAACCGUACCAAGGAGGCGAGGCCCCUGAAUUUCCGUCCUGACCCCGCACGGUUUUAUAUCCGACGUUUUAUCGGCAGAGGUAUGUGACCAGUUUUAAUAGUUUCUGACAGUUAGUUUACUUCGGUGUCUUGAUGAAUCACCCACCAGUACCAACGCCCUUCUUAUGAUGAUGAUAAAGAUGCAAUCACAAAAAUGCUCAGACUUUUUUGAGAUGACAUGGAGCGAACCACAGCAACGGAAUUGCUUAUCAAAGACACUCUUAAUUUUUCAGUUCCCUUGGGUUCCAUUCCUGAAUUACCAGCGAUAUCUUGCCGGGAAAUAGAGGCGAGUGAAGGCAAAUACGACAUCAGCAACAGGCACUGGCUGGAUAGCAGUUUGACGGGAAAGGCAGAGUUGAUUGAUUGUAGUGACACAGUGAAAGGUGUGUAUUACACUCUACUGUAUUUACUUCAUAUUUUACUUCAUAUUUUAUAUUUCAUACAUUCAAGUCUACUGAAGAGAAAAUUAAUGGACCACCAGCGAGCCUUUGCUCUCUCUUGAUUGUAACGACGCCUUUCUUCUAUUCCAUAAUGUUCCAUAACUCUUAUUGUUUGGUUUGUGACGUCACAGUGGCAAUUCAGAUGAUGAUGUUGAUAACAAGGACGAUGACGAUAAGAAAACAAUGGCGAAAAUUGCGAUCAGAAAACAAACGAACACACAAAAAUGUAAUAUACAAUGAUCACAUUAAUUUAUAAGUUUAUCAAGUUCCAUGAUACUUAAUAGUAAUUCAUGAUACGAUUUAACAACAAAUACACCAAUUCACAAGGAGCAUUUAUAACGAUAGCCAGUAAUAUUACUUUCAAAUGUCAGUGAGCUGAAAACUCCUGUGGCAUGAGAUGUUCGCAGACCGUGACAUGUAAGUAUAAAACCUGCUCUUAAAGGCGCGGCCAAAUGCACGCAACAUUUCAACAUCUUGCAAUAAUGUUGGAUCGCGUUGUAAGAUGUUAUAAAGGAGCAAAAUGUUGCUACACCCUGUAACAUCAUGUUGCUACAGGGUGACCAAACGUGAGCAACACGCUGCGCGCAACAAUGUUGACCGAGCCUUAACACAAUUUGCCUCUUAACGCUCAACAUUGUAACCCUGGCAGCUUAUUUCACAUCAGAGAUCACCCCUUAUUCAAACUCUGAGGGCAUGAGAAUAAAGCAACUGAUCGACAACUUGAAAAGUUCUUGAUCAUUCAAUUAGUUCUCUCUUGUCUAUUGUAUAGAGGAAAUGCAUACUAAUGAUAGGGUGUAAAGAGUUUAUAACUCCCACGAUUUUUCCCUCUCAAAAGAGGGGAUGCGGCAAGGACAGAUGACAAUCACUGACGAUGACGAAAAAGAAAAAGACAUCAAUGGCAUUAAUUAUCAAGUUACAUCUUGCUUUACAUCGAUUCACUGUAAAAUUCAUCCUUAGAAAUUUUCACCACUUUCAAUACACUUUUUUUCGUCCAUUAGAUUGUGACGCUAAUCCUUGUAAAAACGGUGGAACUUGUGCAGAAGUACCCAGUAGAAAAACCUACAAAUGCAACUGUACGGAUGCAUUCACAGGCAAAAACUGUUCAAAACCAACACCCGUCGUGCGGAGUACGGACGCAUCCCGUGAGUAUAGUAAACUUCAUUUUUUUUUCACUUUUAAGAUAUCCCACGAACUCAACCUGUUAUUCCUUAUGAUGCCAUUACAAUGGCCGAAUGCCGCUUAUUCCCUACCAAAAGAAAAGAAAAAGCCUCUAAGAUGUCAAAAAUAAGCAGUUUUUAAAAUAUUCAAUUUCCAACACAAACCUCUUAUUAAUAUUAGCUUGCGUUGCAGUUGUUUCCUUAUAAGAGCGAGGUCUGGGGCCAAAUGAACCAAACAAAUAACGUGCAUGCAAUGUGGGGGAUGGGGAGGGGACAGCUGGGGAGGGGGAAGAAACAAAACCUACUAAGGAAUACGAAGAGACCAAUUUACGAUUUAUUUUACUAAAAUGUCGUUAAAUCUCAGCUCAAUUAAAUCUUAAAAAACGAUGGCUGAAAACAAGCGAAGUAGCAAAGAGUGUGGCCAGAAACUUCUCAAUUUUAAUGUAACAGUUGUACUUGUUUUCCAUUUCGUAGCAACUGUUGCAAGUCUUGAUAGAGUCAAUGGACAACCUGAAGAUUCAGAUGACUAUGACUUUGAGCUUAUAUUCAGAAAAACUCAACAUACGAGCUAUGUGAAACACCGUAUGAAUUCGAACAACAACUGGGUUAAAGACUUUACAGUCUGUGCCUGGAUACACACACCAGAUUUACAACAGAGCCAAAAGAUGACUGUGAUAAGUAUUUUGAACGAGAAGAAUGGCGGCAGCCACAACGUUGUGAGAUUGAGAAUCGACGUAGAAGGCAACAUCUAUUUUUCAUUUGGAAGUGACAGGUAAGGAGUUUUUGUAAUCCACAAUUAUCAGAGAAGAAUCAUUCACCUUGUCGUUAUCAAUUUAUAUAAGCGCUUUUUCUGUCGUUAAAAUAGAGAAGACUUUUCCUGCCGAUCCUGUUAGCUCGGCAUUUUUUUGUUUCAAAGGCUGAUUUUAAGACAAGUAUAUCAACAUUCAGUCGUCCUGUUUAUUUUAAUGUUUAUUUUAAUGUUUAUUUUUAAGUUAAGUAGUACGUGUUUAAAGCGAAGGAAAAAAUAAUGUAACCUUUGGUAAGAUUGUUGCAAUGUUAGUUAACAACUACUCACUGACACUGACGUAAAUAAUUGUUUAGGAUAUACCACACAGAAACCAAAAAUACUAGCUUAUUUCUGCCAACAAACCUAAAAAUGAGCGGCGGUUAAAUUUUUGACGCGCUAUUUUGUCUCUUUGGCCACUUGGAGGUGAGUAGUACUUCCUAAUCACUUCCGAACCAGCCAAUCGGCGAACGCGAAAUAGCUACAUAAACUCAGUUAUAUUCAAUACUAUAGGGGAUAAAGAGAUUACCUAUAAGUACAUGCUUGCGUUUUUGUUUUUGAAGGACCUCCCUUUCCAACGUAUUCGCUACCAGUUCUCCGAAGGAUGAAAUGGUCUUCCUCUGUGUUCGUAUCCAACCUGACCAGUCACCUAAAAUGGAAGCGAUUGUAAAUGCAAAUUUCGGUUCAAAAAAGACCAGCGACGGAGUUAAGUACGAAAACGUUCAGUGGACUCAAGUAAUCGUCGGGCAAAAUCAGGGCAAUGACGGUACUAUUACAAACGACACCCCAUUCUAUGGAAGGAUUUCGAACUUAAACAUCUGGUUUAAUCUCCGUGAUUACGAUAUCACAAAUUGGUUCAACAGAGGUCGGAAAUAUAACAGACCUAACAUUCUGAAAUGGCCAGAACUUGGUUCUUCUUCCAGGAUUGGAGACGUUCAUUUUGUAAAGGUCACUUCUGCUGAGAGACGUAAGUUUAAUGGACUUGAUACUCUGCCUUAUUAUCCAACUGCAUUAAGUAAAGUACGAAUAACGUGCGAGUCGAGUACAAAUAUCCUGAGAUAUUGUACAAGUGGUUAAGCCUGUUUAACCGGUCGGCUACGUGCACUACGCUUCUCUACCUGCCUCGCUUUUCCUACUCUUAAAGAAAUGCGCUUGAAAUUAAUAAAGCUGGAUCAUAAAUAUGUUAUUAGAGUAGACUUAUUGUUUGUAGUUUGACUCGCCCUCCGUGCUCGUCAAAAUACGGCACAAGUCGUAAAAAUACUCAGCGAUACUACACACCAAAAUGUCUAACAUGAUAUAUUUGUUGUACUAAAUGCAAAGUUAAAUUUAUCUAGAAAAAGUGAGUGGGAAGGGAUGGAGAGUAGGAAAGUGCUUAAGGACACCUGACUUUGUGUCGUUUACUAGGACUUACCAAUAACCCAAGGACAAACUAUAUUUGAAGCACAAAGCUAAGCAAACUGCUCAUCUCUAAUCAUUAGAAAGGAUUUAAAGGUCUGACAAGGCUUGAAGGAGAGGCGAGGGUUUCGGAGCCCUCUGACCUCCCCCCCCCUAGAUUCGCCCUUGUCAACACGUAAACGCUGGCUAUAAACCUACCAAAAACUGUAUUUUUAAUUAUUACACUAAGUCGAGCUAUCGGGUCUCUACUUUAGUUAUGGUGGGUGUUUCUUUAUUUUUCUGUUUAGAGUGGCGUGACGUUUUGGAUAGUGAAGUGGAUGUACAAACAACAAAUAAUGUUUCGGCGACGAAAUCUUUUGAAAGUGGAUCUGGAGUUGUUAUCGAAGUUGAGCGUCAGUCACCAGUCUCUUGUAGUAAUGCAAGUGAUUCGGCCACAGUUGACGGCGUGUUGAUAUCUGUAUCUGGAAGCUGGAAAAGAAUCAAAUACAAGCAGACGUUCAUGGGAACUCAGAAAUGUUUUGCAAUUUUUGGAAGUGUUCCUAACUGGUGAGAUAUUUACUUCAUCUCUCAUAUUUCUCUUGUUAGUAUCGUCCACCUGGAAAGUCGCGGGAAGGGGAGGGUGGGGAUACUUUGGUAUUCAUUAAGAAACCUUGAAAAAGACUUUGAAAGGUCAGUGUGCCAACUUUCUUUCUAUCUAAGGAACUCGCUGUGCAUGGAAUUGUUUGGCGAAUUCAAUUUUCCAUUCCCCAGCCCCUCCUCGAACUAUUUUUUCUUAUAUUGAGUGAGGAAACAUCUGUGUAUUUCAUGAACUUGCAGUUUUGGAAAGUCACUGGGUUUUCUGGCUGUCAACCUCAUUUAUUUGGAACGGCUUCAGUUCACGGGUUUUAAAGCCCUGAAAAAGCAAUUACAACAUUAUCUGGAGAAAAGCAAAAAUAACGUGUCAUAGAGGACUCAGUUUAUGUUUUUGAUGUCAAACGCGGGAAAACAGGGGAAUUUCAGGCUGUAUCGUUACUUGAACAAAGCAGUGACUUUUUUAUUUCGGCCAAAAGAACUUUUUGUCCAAGUAACAAUCCUUGGUUAAUUCUUUCAUCACCACAGGGCCUCUGGUAUAUUCAAUCCCCGUGUUUCGGAUUUCGACCUUGAUUUGGAUGAACUUUGGAAAGAAGAAUAUCUUGGCCCAAACGGUAACAAACGCAUCUAAUAAACCUUGUAAGGGAUUUAAAGUUAACUGGUAACGUCACUUAAGGAGGUGUGCCUUAUCAGCCUAAAAUAAUUUGCUUUAGUAAGUUUUUCCCUUAAUUCUCAGAUUUAAAUUAUGAAACCGUUCAAAAAUGACGACAGAACUUCACCAUGUGAUAUAUAAUAUCAAACUGUUUAAAGCCCUCUCUCCUCACUUCUACAAGGAAAGGAAUACAGCAGAGUUAAGGCACUGAAAAACUUAUCAAUAACAGGGCUAGUUUGUAUUUGGCGAAUACUUCACUUGUAGUUAUAUUAUUUGAUGACUCUUGGGUCCGAACCUCACUCGACGUUUCCUUUGCUCCAAAGUCUCACCGUUACAUCAAUUUGUUUUGGACAAAAAUAGAUCAUCGUGGUGUGAUCUGUAAGACUGUGCUAAUAUACACAGGAAAAACAUCUGUGUAGAGUUCAGAUAUUUAUGAUAACACUGAAUAAGCAUGCUGAUGAUUUAACACUGUAAUACUACAUUAUAUUUGUCUCCAUGUUAUUUUCAAGGUAAUCAUUUCGAUGGCGUGAAUGCUUUGUGCGGUGAUGAACACUUUUGGAUGGUAAAUCAACCAAAUACUCCGGUAGCCGGAGUCAGUCUUAGACGAAAGCGCGGCAAGGCGAUUGCCGGGAUAUCCACCUUUGGCAAGUGUGGGAUGUUCAAGUUCAAGAUUUCUGAUAUUCGUGUUCUAGAAUAA
Pocillopora meandrina is the source of this 13076-nucleotide messenger RNA. NCBI's taxonomy places the organism in Eukaryota, Metazoa, Cnidaria, Anthozoa, Scleractinia, Pocilloporidae. The record is from the annotation of a GenBank genome assembly.